GUACCCCGCCAUCACAAAGGGUUCAAUUUAUUCUUGGUGAAGAUGCAAAUAACGACAAACAUGAAAUCCACCCGCUUUUCUCAGAAAUGGAAGAGUUGGUGGUGGAUGGCGAUGAAAUGGAAUGGAGAGAAACAGCCAGAUGGAUUAAGUUCGAAGAAGACGUCGAAGAAGGUGGCAAUCGAUGGUCAAAACCGCACGUUGCUACUCUUUCCCUACAUUCGUUAUUUGAAUUAAGAAGUUUACUACUUAACGGAACCGUCAUUUUAGAUAUGGAAGCAAUGUCUCUAGAGCAGAUUGCCGACUUGGUUUUGGAUAAUCUGAUUAAUAAUAACAGUUUGCCUUUUGAUAAAAAAGCGAAAGUAAGGGAAGCCUUAAUGAAACGACAUCGACAUCAGCAUCAGAGAAAACAGCAUGCAUUGCCAUUUAUACGGUCAUUUAAUGAAAUGAAAACACAAUCUUCUUCAAAAAAAAAAACAUCAUCAAUGAAAAAAAGUUCAAGUUACGUGUCUAUACACAGAAAUCAUAGCUCAGGAGAUCUCUCAGAAGUUCAACAUAAUUUAGGAUUCAUGAGAAAGAUUCCUCCAGGAGCGGAAGCCAGUAAUAUAUUGGUGGGUGAGGUGGGAUUCCUUGAAAAGACAAUCUCCGCUUUCGUUAGACUCACGACAGCUACAGUUUUGGGAGAUUUGACUGAAGUUCCAGUGCCAACAAGGUUUUUAUUUAUUUUACUUGGACCACCCUCUGCUACCUCAGGUUUCCAUGAAAUUGGUCGUGCUAUGGCUACACUAAUGUCAGACGAGGUUUUCCACGAAGUAGCAUAUCGGGCCCGUAGUCGGAGUCAUAUAUUAGCAGGAGUAGAUGAAUUUCUUGACGCAGUUACAGUAUUACCUCCCGGUGAAUGGGAUCCAGCCAUCAGAAUCGAACCACCUGCCGCUAUUCCUUCCCAAGAUUCACGAAAACGACCGCCUGAAAAAUUGGUCGAAGAAAUUGAUGAGGAGGAAGAAGAACAAAGGCUAAGAGAAGAGUCUGGUUUAGCCAGAACCGGAGUGUUAUUCGGGGGACUGAUAAAUGAUAUUAAAAGAAAGACUCCAUUUUAUUUAUCUGAUUUUAAGGACGCGUUUGCUAUGCAAUGCAUAGCUUCGUGGAUAUUUUUAUACUUCGCAUGUUUAUCACCAAUUAUUACGUUCGGUGGACUUUUAUCCGAAGCUACAGGAAAAAAUAUGGCUGCUAUGGAAUCUCUAGUAUCCGGAUUUGUUUGCGGUAUUGGCUAUGGUCUUUUUUCGGGACAACCGUUGUCCAUAUUGGGAUCAACGGGACCAGUAUUAGUAUUUGAAACAAUAGUUUAUGACUUUUGUGGUACAAUGAAAUGGGAUUAUAUGAGUUUUAGAUUCUGGAUAGGAACGUGGACUGCCAUUAUCUUAAUGAUAUUAGUUGCUAUAGACGCUAGUGCUUUUGUGUGUUAUAUUACCAGAUUCACGGAAGAAAAUUUUGCAACACUGAUUGCGUUCAUAUUUAUUUAUAAAGCAGUGGAAAACGUAUGGGCCAUUGGAAAGAAAUUUCCAAUUACUGUAGACAUAAACAAUAUAAAUAUAAAUGAAUGUUCGUGCACUUGGAAUGAUACUACACCACCGAUGCUGUUGAAUAUGUCUACUUCCACUACUGUCAAUCAAACAAUGUGCCAGAAAUUAAACGGAACGCUGUCUGAAGGAUGUUUUCUACCACCAUAUACUCCGGAUAUAUUUUUGAUGUCAGUUUUGCUAUUCCUUGGAACCUUCUUUAUUUCAAUACAACUAAAAGACUUUAAAAAUGCUCUCUUCUUUCCAUCCAAAGUACGUCAAUUUAUAAGCGACUUUGCUGUUAUAAUAGCUAUAUGUUCCAUGACUGUGCUAGACAUGUAUGUCGGUAUUUCGACACCGAAACUAGAAGUACCGCACGAAUUCAAACCAACCCUUCCUGGUCGAGGCUGGGUCAUAUCACCUUUCAACCAUAACCCACUUUAUUCAGUAUUUGUAGCAAUACCGCCGGCACUACUAGGUACCAUUCUUAUAUUCAUGGAUCAACAAAUAACUGCAGUUAUAGUUAACAGAAAGGAGUUUAAACUUAAAAAAGGUUGUGGGUAUCAUUUAGAUUUAUUCAUUCUGGCAAUCCUCAUCGAAAUCUGUUCAAUUAUGGGACUACCAUGGUUUGUAGCAGCCACCGUGCUCUCCAUAACCCACGUCCACUCUUUGAAAUUGGAAACAGAAUGCGCCGCUCCAGGUGACAAACCACAAUUUUUAGGCGUUAGAGAGCAGAGAGUGACACAUAUUUUAAUAUUUUUGUCCAUUGGAUUAUCAGUAUUCUUGACACCUAUGUUGGGACAUAUACCUAUGCCUGUGUUAUUUGGAGUAUUUCUGUACAUGGGGAUAUCUUCCCUAAAAGGACUGCAAUUUUUCGAUAGAAUGCUGAUUAUGUUUAUGCCAAAUAAAUAUCAGCCUGAUUACAUGUUUUUAAGACAGGUGCCAAUAAAGAAAGUUCAUUUAUUCACAAUUAUACAAUUGACUUGCUUAAUUUGCCUGUGGAUGGUAAAAUCUUUUAGCCAAACAUCAAUUCUCUUUCCUUUGAUGUUAGUGGUAAUGAUUGGAAUUAGAAAGUCAUUGGAUUGGAUAUUUACAAGAAGAGAACUGAGAAUUUUGGACGAUGUCAUGCCGGAAAACAAUAAGAGACACCAGAUGGAGGAGGUGGGGUGGCGAAUUUCUAAAUAUAUUCUAGGUCCUAAGUUGAUUACGAACAAAGAGUAUAUAAAGUGCAAUCAAAACAUGAAAGAGUUUUAGGCUCCAAAAUAUUUACAACUCAUUAUUCUUAGUUAGGAAUAAAAUCCAUAUUAAAAAUUAUGAUAAUGGAAACAAUAUGAUUUAAUAGUAAUUAAAGAUGGUUAUAUGAUUUUAACAUUUUAAUAAACAA
Molecule: messenger RNA, 2937 nt
Organism: Diabrotica balteata
Lineage: Eukaryota; Metazoa; Arthropoda; Insecta; Coleoptera; Chrysomelidae
Source: the annotation of a GenBank genome assembly